Messenger RNA from Emiliania huxleyi CCMP1516, 747 nucleotides. RefSeq lists its product as hypothetical. The transcript is spliced from 5 exons. Lineage: Eukaryota; Haptophyta; Isochrysidales; Noelaerhabdaceae. The record is from RefSeq and is a predicted model, not a curated record. The coding region runs from base 1 to 747 and encodes 248 amino acids.
AUGUCGCAUGUGGCGCGCGUAGCUCUGACAGGGACUGCGGCCGCGGAUCCGGCCACCGUCGGGCCGCCGGGGAUGCGCCACGGACGGCCCUGGAAUAGCAGCCAUCGCGCGCACAUGCAAGAGACUGCCUCAUUGCCGCAAGGCUUGCAGGUCCCUGGCUACGGGACGGCGACCUUCGACCUGAAGCACGAGAAGGCCGCGGGCGACCGCGAGCCGGUGCAGGCGGCGGAGCGCUCGUUCGUCGAGCGCACCGCGUCGCGGAAGGAGGAGCCGACGGAGGAGCAGAAGGAUGCUCGGACCGCGGCUCGCAGGGCCAAAAAGGCCCGGCAGAAGGCGAACAAGGCGGAGAAGAAGGCUGCGGCGGCGGCUGCGAGCGAGGCCGAGCGUGCGGACUACCCGCACGCGCAGCUGCGCGAGAACGUCGAGAUGGUCGCCUACUCGCUGCCUCCCGAGGGGGGUAGCGGGUUCGGCGACCUGGUGUACGCCACGGUCCCUCUGGGCUCCGUGGCGACGAAGGUCGCCCGGGACUGGCUCGCCAACGAGCUCCACGAGCCGUCCCGGCGCGGCAAAAUUGAUGCGGCCUGCAGGGACCGAAAGGUCGCCGACCUGAUCACGGCUGCCGGCGCCUCGGCGCCGGCCGACGCCGGCAGGAUAGCACUAGCAUAUGCGCCUAGCGCCGAUUUUUUCGGAUUUUUUAACGAUUUUUACUUGUUUUCAUGGGAUUUCGGCGAACUUGCGGCCACUUGA